Messenger RNA from Bipolaris zeicola 26-R-13, 279 nucleotides. RefSeq lists its product as uncharacterized. The transcript has a single exon. Lineage: Eukaryota; Fungi; Ascomycota; Dothideomycetes; Pleosporales; Pleosporaceae. The annotation marks the transcript as partial. The record is from RefSeq and is a predicted model, not a curated record.
UGGUGGCCAUGGGCGGAAUUACCGAUGUUGUCUUGGGACUUUUUUUGCGCCCUUGCUAUUUUCUUGACGCCCUUUUUAAGAAUGCUGGGGGUGCGGGGAUUGUUGGUGGUUGCAUGGUAUAUUGUCGUUCCCAGUAUUAACCAUCUAGAUCUUUUUUUUUGGUCUCGCAUCGUCCUUGCAGUAGUUGAUCUGCUUCUCUUGUUUAAUCCCAUAUUUCUUCCUCUUUUAAAAAUCCAACUUAAUCCCAACAAACUCUUCUUCUUAUGUUCUUACUGCUAG